AUGGUUGAGCCCUACACUGUUGUGCUACCUGCUGGUGGCAUUUUGCCAGCAUCGAGCACGGAGGAUACUGGUGACGAGCCGGUUCCAAAAGAGUGUGACCCAGUUGAGCCUCAGGAGGCACCGCAGGCGGAAGAAGACUUGAGAGAUGACGAAGAAGACCCGAGAGAUGACCAGGACUACCACCUGCAUUUAGCAGGGCACUUCAGCACAAUGACGCUGACUUCGCCGACAAUCCAAAGGGUGACAUCCAGCCGUCGCGUUUUAAGCUGCUUUGGGCGAGCACUGCGACAAAGGACCGUCAGAGACAGGUACCAUUGCAGCAGACCCGCCAAGAGGAUAUCGCAGUUUGUUUCACACAGUUGGCAUGGUUCGGCAUGGAAGAAGAUCGCCACAUUCUUCGUGCUGAAGUCCCGCAGCGGUGGCUUCCGGAAGCCUGUUUGCGUUGGUCAUGGUUGUCUUGAGCAUCUUCCAGAUCCUGCCUGGCUAUGA
This is a messenger RNA of Symbiodinium sp. CCMP2592, 489 nucleotides long. Lineage: Eukaryota; Dinophyceae; Suessiales; Symbiodiniaceae. The record is from the annotation of a GenBank genome assembly.